AUGGGCAAUAAGAAGAAGUAUGUACUUCGAGUCUAUCUCAACGACAAGUACUACAUAAAAGACUCCAAUGAUUUCCGAUUCGAACUGGAUUUCAUUGACUAUUUGAUCAAAGAUCAUGGGAUUCCAACGGUACAGCCCAUCAAAGCAAAGAACGGCGACUGGUUAAGUCAAAUCCGGUUUGGAGAGCUACCCCAGGAAGGAGCAGCAAUAAAAACAACCGCAGCAACCAACAACUUCAUUCGGCACGCGGCACUUUUCGAAUAUGCUCCAGGAAUUGAAGUGGCGAAUAAUAAUAUGGAGUUGACACCUGCCCACUUCAAGAUCCUUGGAGAGUUGCAAGCUCGCAUCCACCAAGCCGCCGAUCAAUUUACUAAUCCUAACAAUCAUCAUCGGUACCAACAGGAUGUUUCGACAUAUCUUCUCGAUGAACCGCUCAAAACACUGGAACGAGAACUAUCCAGGUACAAUAUGCAGCAGCAGAUGGACUUUUUUAAGCCAACUGCUCAAGCCAUCCGCGACAAGGUGGCGAAACUACCAAAAGAGAAGCCAUACUAUGGUUUGAAUCAUGGCGACUUGCAUCCUGGUAAUAUGUUUUGGGAUGAUGCCACGCAGACGUUUACUGUUAUCGAUUGGGAUCAUUCGGCCUAUGGAUGGCGUGUCUAUGAUUCCGCAUCUAUGGUCAGCCCGCACAAGUUGACAUUCUUCUUGAUGGGCUAUGAAUCUGUGCGUCCAUUGUCGCCGGAGGAAAAGGAAGCGAUACCUCUGUUUAGGUUGCUCAGAGACAUUUGGGACUUUGGUGAUAUUCUCGCGUUUCAACCCUUGUGGGGAGAUGAUAAUGCCAGUGAUGAAAAUAGGAAGGAAGAGCUCCGUGGCUACCUCGAUCGGCUUCGUCGGGUUGCCACAGCUUUCGAAGAGCAGUACGGUGAUGGCAAAGCGGCAGUAAAUCAGGCGAACACGUUCUGA
Seminavis robusta is the source of this 963-nucleotide messenger RNA. NCBI's taxonomy places the organism in Eukaryota, Bacillariophyta, Bacillariophyceae, Naviculales, Naviculaceae. The record is from the annotation of a GenBank genome assembly.